This is a messenger RNA of Tigriopus californicus, 486 nucleotides long. RefSeq names its product ubiquitin-like protein 4A. The transcript is spliced from 3 exons. The coding region runs from base 1 to 486 and encodes 161 amino acids. Gene Ontology annotation, biological process: post-translational protein targeting to endoplasmic reticulum membrane. Lineage: Eukaryota; Metazoa; Arthropoda; Copepoda; Harpacticoida; Harpacticidae. Gene Ontology annotation, molecular function: protein binding. The record is from RefSeq and is a predicted model, not a curated record.
AUGCGUUUGGUGGUCAAGGUGUUGAACCCUGGUUCGAGCUCCUCCGAAGAUAUUAGUGUGGAAGCCGAGGCCGUCGAAUUCGUAGAAGCUCUUAAGACCAAAUUGGAACAGAAGCUGCAACUCAAACCCAAGGAAAACCAACUCAAGCUCGUAUUCAAAGGCAAAACCUUGCAAGAUGGCAAUAGUAUAGGUCACUAUCAGUUAGUGGACGGCUCGAAAUUGCAUUUGAUGCUCAAAAAAGUGUCUUCCAGCGAUCCUCAGACGGUUUCGGUGACCGAGCCACCCGCCAGCAAAACUGCACCGGGUAUCAGUUUGGAUGUUGCAUUACAAAAAGCCCUUCGAAAACAUUUUGCUUCGGAUCAAGACACCAAAAAAGUGGUCCAACAAUUCAAAAAGGAAUUCAACGAAAGCCUCUCUGCAUUAAGCUUGGAUGAUAUCGAGCGGAUAGCCCAACGACUAAACUCUGGCCAAGCUUUAAGUUUUUAA